CCGCUCUCACCUCGGCCCAUCAUCGUCGUAUGAGCUGAGUACCCGCAUGGCUGAACUGCGCUACCGCGAUUUCUCUGACGUUCGCGCGCUCUACAGCGCGCUUGAGAAGCUCAGCGACUUGGAAGACUCAAACGGACCCUUAGGGCCGGCCGUCGAACUUGUACAUCACGCUCUCAGGAAGCGUCCCUUCCGUGUCUUCGUCCAAGCGCCCCCGUCGGCCUUACCACUGGUUCAAUUCAUCACUACAGAAGCGGGAGUCGGUCUCACUACGGCACUCACGACAGUCUCUUGGAUGCUGUCUUUCAGUAGCCUUGGCGACCGUUCAGCGUUCUUCAGGGAUGAUCCAUCCUUCUGGCGUAACGUCUCCCGCUGGGUCAACUACAUGUCCCUGUUCAAUCACGACAUACGCCUCACCGCCAUGUCUCAUGAUCAGAGAGACGCGCUAUUUGACUCUAUGGAUGCAGUCGCUCGCUUCCUCAGCGUCGUAGCAUGUGCACUCGGCCCUUCCCUAUCAAAGGCAAUUAUCUUGUCUCCGGAGAACAUCAUACGAACGGCUGUCAACGCGUACUUCUCAUCGACGCAUCUCUACGCAUCCGGGAUGCAUGACCCUCUCCACCCUUCGCUCGCAUUCGAGUGUGCCUCGAUAUUGCCAUUCACCCUACGAAUUAUCACGUCAGAUGGAGAAAUGUAUCCCCAAGUCGCUUCAGAGAUUCUACGCCCUGUCUGGGGCGACCCACGCCAAGUAUACCACGUCGCUGCCAAACACAUCGCGAUGCUCCUAGAGCGCAAUAUUGAUGAUGAAACGGCGGUUCACCUGGACGCACAACUUGUCUUCAUCCGAAUUAUGGCACUGUAUCCGGACCUUCAGCCCGGCCCAUUUCCGCGACGCAUCAUUGGCGCACUUGUGACGGUCAUGCGUGAGCACCACGCCAAGGAUUGGAUGAAGGAAGAUGGCCUUUCCAAAGUUGCCUACGGGGUUCUGGCCGACUUGUGCGCGCUUGAUGCUCGUACAACCGUGCGCGCGUUGCGAAAGGGUGUCUUCGACGUCCUCGUUUGCAUCCGACAAAAUAAUCCUGGAUGCGACAUCGCCGAUCUCCUUCACUGCAUCAAGGCCUCCCUGGUUUUCCGCCGGGCAAUCCGGACCUUCGAGCAGGACAUACUACACUUGCCAACCACGCCUUCUUUGCCGUUAGAGCUGAGACAAGUAAUCUCUCUCGCGCGCGAUCGCCAGUGGGCCCGAAAACUUGCGGACAGAGUUUGGCAGCGAGUGGCGAAAUGCUGCAAUGCGCAGAGUACGAGCCCGGCCGACGCGCCUCUCCGCGCUUGUCCUUGCGCAGAGGCCCUAUAUUGCUCGAGGUCUUGUCAAAGAUACCACUGGCUGGAAGGCGGCCAUCGAGCCGCCUGUCCGCGCGCUGAUAAUGGCACCGGAGCUUCCAUGUCCGCCCGUGACGUGCACUUCAUCUCUCAACUCGUCAGUCAGUAUAUCGAAGAGGAAUUCUCUGGUAUAGUCAAAGACGACCGCUGCGCAUAUGUCUCCAUGGUGUUGGAUGACUGUCAACCUGACGUAGAGAGCUUGCGCCUGAAGGACGGGGGUCCACAGGAUCCACGGAUUGUUGUCGACGUCGACGUUCUCUACAGCGGUUGGCGCACUCUCAGUCUUUUGAUUCGCCCAAGGAAGGCGCAGGGCCGAGAGCGCUUCCGCCUUCUGACUCAUGGCUACAGUGCGCAAUGGGAGAUUUUCGAUAAUUGAACCAUGCAUAUUCAGGUUGACGUCGCAUAUGGCAAAGUGGCAGUUACGCAACAAGUAUGUUAUGACUGCUGUGAUGCGCUUACAGUACUGUCCGUCAUGUCUGAGUCGCUGCUUUCGAUAUGCCGAACGGACCAGAUGAGUCGGACUGCAUUGGGUCAGAUAGAUUGCAAGAGUAAUCGAGAUAUAAGAAGUACAUUGUACAAUAAUUGUUGAUUGUUCGGGGAAGCUC
Molecule: messenger RNA, 1979 nt
Organism: Schizophyllum commune H4-8
Lineage: Eukaryota; Fungi; Basidiomycota; Agaricomycetes; Agaricales; Schizophyllaceae
Exons: 5
Coding region: 47-1750 (567 amino acids)
Source: RefSeq, a predicted model, not a curated record